AUGCGAUCCACCACGAACUCUCAAUCAAACCGAAACGAUGCUACUGUGAGACAAAGACAGCGACAUCGUAACGGCAUUCCGAACAACUCCCGCUCCUCCGCCACGAUGAAACGCGACAUGACCGACAGAAUGGCGAAUGAGAAAGGGGACGAGGUUGUCGUGAUGCAUGACCAUGAUGAUGACAACAAUACCGAAAAUAAUGACAACAAUAUGGAGACCGUCACCGCCGGGAUAUUGUUCGCUGCAUUGCCCAAAUGGUUUGACGCGGCGAUUGUUGGGACCUUGAUUUUUGGCGGGUGCUGUGGGAAUGUUUUCGCGUUGGAGGCUAUUAUCAAAGACGAACCAGCCGCCGGCCCUCUGAUCACCUUUGUGCAAUUCGUGACUGUCUCGCUAUUUACGAUCCCCAGCUUCCUCUCCUGGUCCGCCGGAGCGUCGUCCUUUUUCAUGAAAGCGCCGGUGAUCCCUCUGCGGUCAUGGACUAUAUACACUCUAUUUUUCGUCACGGUCAACCUGCUAAACAACUGGGCAUUUGCGUAUCAUAUUUCCGUGCCUCUUCACAUCAUCCUUAGAUCUGGUGGACCCACGGCGUCAAUGAUUAUCGGGUAUUGGUAUAAUGGUCGACGAUAUUCGCGCAUGCAGAUAUUUUCAGUCAUGCUGUUGACUCUGGGCGUUGUGGCUGCUGCAUUGGCAGAUGCAAAGGCACAGGGGAAAGCGAUUAGUUUGUCGUCAGGAGGAGAUGGAGACAAGCCAACAUUGACUUUUGUCACUGGAUUCACUAUUCUGGCGCUGGCUAUGCUUCUGUCGGCAUUUCAGGGGGUCUAUGCCGAUCGACUGUAUGCCACACAUGGAAAUACGCAUUGGCGCGAAGCACUGCUGUAUUCGCAUAUGCUUUCACUGCCAUUUUUCCUACCAACGUAUGCCCAGCUCUCGUCGCAGUUUCGCGCAUUCAUGUCUUCGCCGUCAAUGCUGGCUGAUUUACAUCCCGCCGCGGUAGGAUCUGUGCCACAGGACUUGAUUGCGGGCAACGCGCUCAAUAAUGCGACAAUGGCUGUUUCGCAUCACGUCGCCGCUUCAAUAUCCUCAGCCAUAUCUCCAUCUUCCAUGGUCGCAGCAGCAGCAGCCGCUACGCCAUCAUCCCUCACAGCUCAUUCGGGCAACCUCCUCGCACAAACCAGCAACUCAUUCACCAACAUCCUGUCUGCAUCCACCGAUGCCAUGCAGCGGGACUUACUCACCACAAUUCUGAACAAAACACCCAGCAAAAUCUUCUAUCUUAUCGUCAACGCCUUGACACAAUACAUCUGCAUCCGCGGCGUUUAUUUGCUCGCUGCGAAAUCAUCUUCGCUAACCGUGACCAUAGUCCUGAACAUCCGCAAAUUGGUCUCGCUCCUACUCUCAAUCUACAUCUUCGGCAACUCCCUUGCUGCCGGGGUCCUGAUUGGUGCUGGCUUCGUGUUUUUGGGUGGCGCGUUAUAUGGCGUUGGUAGCGCGAGGGCGAAGAGCAAUAAGAUGAAUUCUGCCUCUGCGACGACAGAGUUGCAUUAUCGCCAUAAUCAAGAGAGAGGUGCGAAAAGAGCGGGGAUGUCGUCGCUGUUUUCGGUGGCGAAGAAUAACUUGUCGUCUUCGUCGUUGGGUAUGAGGGAGACGAGUCCGACGAGGAGCAGGAAGGUCAAGGUUUGA
This is a messenger RNA of Talaromyces marneffei, 1680 nucleotides long. RefSeq lists its product as uncharacterized. Lineage: Eukaryota; Fungi; Ascomycota; Eurotiomycetes; Eurotiales; Trichocomaceae. Gene Ontology annotation, cellular component: endoplasmic reticulum membrane; Golgi membrane. Gene Ontology annotation, molecular function: UDP-N-acetylglucosamine transmembrane transporter activity. The coding region runs from base 1 to 1680 and encodes 559 amino acids. The transcript has 3 exons. Gene Ontology annotation, biological process: transmembrane transport. The record is from RefSeq and is a predicted model, not a curated record.